ACAGCCAACAAUACUUCCUACAAUCAGUUGAGCUCAGCCGCUGCUCUGAUCCGCUCUUGCGUAAGAAGAAAACAAAGCCAUAACAGCCGAGCCGAGCUGCGCUGUCAUUUCUUUUUUUUUUCCAAAGUAGGAUUUGGUACGUUGGACCAAAUAAAACCGCUCCGAAAGAGCCCCGGCCGGUGUGCUAUCAAAUGGGGAGGCGGACGGCACCAGUGAGUGUCAAACACUGCUAAACACUUUGAACGGCAGGCUCUCUCCGGGACCCGUCAUGCGGUAGAGGGAGAGAGAGGUUGUGGAUGAUCAACGAGAACCUGCAGGACCCAUCCAGAACCAUGAGCGGGGGAGAGGUCAUCUUCCAGGGCUGGCUGAGGAAGUCUCCGCCGGAGAAGAAACUCCGGAGAUAUGCGUGGAAGAAGCGCUGGUUCAUCCUGCGCAGCGGGCGGAUGAGCGGCGACCCCGACGUCCUGGAGUACUACAAGAACGACCACUCCAAGAAGCCCAUCCGGGUGAUCGACCUGCACUGCUGCGAGCAGGUGGACGCCGGGCUCACCUUCAAGAGGAAGGAGUUCCAGGACAGCUUCGUGUUCGACAUCAAGACCUCCGACCGCACCUUCUACCUGGUGGCCGAGACGGAGGACGAGAUGAACAAGUGGGUGCGCUCCAUCUGCCAGCUGUGUGGAUUCAACCAAUCGGACGACAACCACGACGGUCGCUCGGCCCACACCCCUCGGACCUCGGACCUCCAGAACUCGACCGCCGCCUCGUCGUCGGCCCCGCUGAGCGAGCGCAAGCCGUCGGCGCCCGUCCACUCCUCGCAGCCCGUGCUCUUCACCUUCGACGUGCCGCUACGCCACGGCCACCACGGCUCGCUGUCCAACAGCGCACCCCAGGACUACCUCCUGCUGCACCAGUGCAUGAGCAGGAAGUCCGAGAGCGCGAGGAGCGCCAGCUUCUCCCAGUCCACGCGCAGCAGCCUGUUCAUGAGCAGCGACUCGGCGGUGCAGAAGCUGUCCCACGGCCUGUCCCACUGUCUGAACGGCACCGGUGCCCACCUCCAGGGCUUCUACAGCCUGCCCAAGCCGGGCAAGCCCCACCUGGCCGCGCACCACCACCACCACGACCCCGCGGAGGAGGCCUGCUACGUGCUGCCGCGCAGCUACGGCUCGGACGCCACCGCGCUGGACCUGGAGCGCGACGAGGACGAGGACGAGGAGGAGGUGUACACCUUCAAGACGCCCUGCAACGCCCUGGCCGCCGCGGGGCCGUCGGCGCACGGCGAGCGGCCCUCGGACAACUACGACCUGCCCACCACGCCGGGCUCCUUCUACCAGAUCCCGCGCGCCUUCGACAAGAACCACAACUCGCUGACGCCGUCCAGCUCCGAGUCGUCGUCAUGCGUGGCGGCCCCGCCGCCGCCGCGGCCCCCCAAGCCCAGCCAGGGGUCCGACAGCCAGUGGGGGAGCCCGAAGUCGGCGGGCAGCCAGAACGGGGAGGCGCCGGCCAACGGCGUGUCGGUGAUACCACGGCGGAACACGCUGCCCGCCGUGGAGAACGUCAGGCUGCACCGAGGCUCCUCCUUUGAAACCAACAACCACCAACGCCCCAACGUCUACUUUAACAACUCGGGCCAAUCGGUGGAGUCGGUCAACGAUGGCUACAGCUCCUACCUGAGAACCCGGGCGCCGCUGACCCGCUCGGACAGCGGCAACUCGGACGACAACUACGUGCCGAUGAACCCGGGCUCGUCGCCGCUGAGCGCCGCCGCCGUGCCGGCCGACAGCCCCAAGAACAUCUACAUCCCGAUGAGCCCCGGCCCGCACCACUUCGACUUCCCGGGCUUCUCGGCCACGCUGCCCGCGCGCAAGGGCAGCACCACCUCGCUGUGCCACCGGCCCGGCCGCCUCAGCGACGUCACGCCGCCUCCCGUCAACCGCAACCUCAAGCCCAACCGCAAGUCGAAGCCCACCCCCCUGGAUCUGAGGACCAAUGGGAUUAUCGACGAGCUACCCUUCAAGAGCCCUGUCACCAUGUCGUGGACCAGACCUAUGCCCGCGGUGAACUCCGCGUCCUCCCAGCACUGCCGGCCCGUCUCCACCCAGAGCAUCACCAGCACCGACUCCGCCGACAGCGAGGAGAACUACGUUGCCAUGCAGAACCCUGCCUCCACGUCCCCGGCGGUCAGUGGCACCAGUAGCCCCGCCCCCAGGAAGUGUGGGAACGUGGACUACCUGGCGCUGGACUUCCAGCCCGGCUCCCCAAGCCCCUGCAGGAAGCCGUCCACGUCGUCGGUGACCUCCGACGAGAAGGUGGACUACGUCCAGGUGGACAAGGAGAAGACCCAGGCCCUCCAGAACACAAUGCAAGAGUGGACCGACGUGCGGCAGUCCACCGAGCCCACCAAGGGGGUCAAGUCCUGACCCCGAACGGGGAAACAAUCUCCAAACACACAGCAACACACACAUUAACAACAAACUAAACCCAAACACCUUCCGACCGGACUCAACUUCGCCCUCCUCCGGCCGCGGUACCAGAGGAACGGAAAGAACCGAUUUUUCUGAAGCAGGAAGUGGACGCUCGGACGUCAGCAGACUUAAAAGCCAUAACUUUUCGUACGACACGAGGAUGAAAGCCGAUACCCUGACGUUUCACCCCGACCCUAACCUCCCACAACCCCCGAAACGCUUCUUCAAGGCUGUUCUGAGGACCUGCUAUGGAUCUGACUGAUACUGCGUAUGGAAAAACAAUAUUUCCACCCUGCGUGUUGAACUUGAAACUGCUCGUCAUGAACCUGGAUGCCUAUGACUGACCGACCUGCGGCGGAAUCACUUCUGAAACGCCUCCACCUUCUCUGCCUCACUGAUGGUUACCUACCUGUGUGUUACCUGCCUGUUACCUUCAACUGCUAAGACCGCCCUGACGCCGCUACCAGGUCAAUGCAGGCCCUGAUCUGCUAACAACGAAAUCCAAACUGACGUGUUCGAACAGAGUCGAAAGGUCAGGUUUGAGAAUAUCUUGUUUCACCGCGAUACGCCUCAUUAAAUGAACGGGUUGCCGUCACUGUAUUGUAGGCUGUGGAGUUUGACAGCAUUUGGACGGCCGUUGGACAGCCUAUACGAAUACGCCAAUUUAGAAUUAGCUUGAAGUAUGUCAGGGACUUAAUGACCCAAUAACUACGGUCACUUGCUAGUUUGGGUUGGAGGGAGGGUCUUCCAGCAGACUGCAGGGGGUUGACGGUUGGAAACCCUUCCGCAGACACCUUGAGCAAGGCAUGUUACACCUCAACUCACCACGCUGAAGCUGAUCCACACCUCGAACGACGGCCGUUUUACAUGUGGGUAUGUUUCUGUGUAUGUGGCUGCCUGUCUGACUGUUUGAGGGUGCUUGCUGUCCAGGGGGGUAAAAAAGUAGUGCGCCAGUGUACACUUAACCAGAACUGCAACAGGGCACAAUUUAUCUCACUCUCUCUGCCUCUCCACUUUUCUCGUUCCCCCCUACUCACUCUCGCUCUACCCCUCUCUCUCAGCCCCCCUCUCUCUCU
Gadus chalcogrammus (walleye pollock) is the source of this 3538-nucleotide messenger RNA. RefSeq names its product GRB2-associated binding protein 2 (gene gab2). The record is from RefSeq and is a predicted model, not a curated record. The transcript is spliced from 10 exons. Lineage: Eukaryota; Metazoa; Chordata; Actinopteri; Gadiformes; Gadidae. The coding region runs from base 297 to 2417 and encodes 706 amino acids.